Molecule: messenger RNA, 2514 nt
Organism: Polyodon spathula (Mississippi paddlefish)
Lineage: Eukaryota; Metazoa; Chordata; Actinopteri; Acipenseriformes; Polyodontidae
Product: polyribonucleotide nucleotidyltransferase 1, mitochondrial-like
Exons: 28
Coding region: 8-2398 (796 amino acids)
Biological process (GO): mitochondrial mRNA catabolic process; mitochondrial RNA 3'-end processing
Cellular component (GO): cytosol; mitochondrion
Molecular function (GO): RNA binding; 3'-5'-RNA exonuclease activity; polyribonucleotide nucleotidyltransferase activity
Source: RefSeq, a predicted model, not a curated record
GACUGUCAUGGCAGCCUGCAGGAGGUGCAGAAUGGAGAUGGUCAGAUUGUUUAUUCAUCCAAAAUGUCCUAUCUCUCUCAACGCGAAUAUAAUGCAUUUCCUUCGGCUUGGCUCGAAGGCGGCCCGGGGACAUGUCAGGUGCUGCUACCAGAGUGUCUGGAGUAGCCACACAACUGUGAAGAAAGUCGGAGUGGAUCUGGGAGAGAGGAAACUUGAAAUUUCAACAGGCAAGCUGGCUAGGUUUGCAGAUGGUUCUGCUGUAGUGCAGCUUGGUGACACAUCGGUGAUGGUAACAGCAGUCAGUAAAACCAAACCAACCUCUUCACAGUUCAUGCCUUUAGUAGUUGAUUAUCGUCAGAAAGCUGCUGCAGCUGGAAGGAUUCCAACUAACUACCUGAGAAGAGAGCUGAGCACUACAGACAAUGAAAUACUGACAAGCAGACUGAUAGAUCGGGCAAUCAGACCACUUUUUCCCACUGGCUAUUUCUAUGACACACAGGUACUGUGUAACCUUUUAGCAGUUGACGGUGUCAAUGAUCCUGAUGUACUUGCAAUUAAUGGAGCUUCAGCAGCUCUUGCCGUGUCAGAUAUUCCAUGGAAUGGUCCCAUAGGUGCUGUGCGAAUGGGUUUGGUUGAGGGAGAGUUCUUGGUUAACCCAACUCGUAAGGAGAUGUCUUCAAGCACUUUAGAUUUGGUGGUUGCUGGGGGUCCUCAUAGUCAAGUGGUUAUGAUGGAAGCAGCAGGAGAAAAUGUAUUGCAGCAAGACUUUUGCCAUGCAGUCAAACUGGGAGUGAAACAUACGCAACAGAUAAUCCUGGCCAUCCAGCAGCUUGCAAAAGAAUGCAGUGUUUCUAAGAGGACCCCACAGAAACUGUUUGCUGCCGUCACCGAGAUGGUGGAAUACACUAGACAAUUGGCAUCUGAGAAGAUUUAUGCAGUGUUUACAGACUUCUCCCAUGAUAAAAUUUCUCGAGAUGAAGCCAUAAAGAAAAUAAGACUUGAAACAGAGGAGCUGAUAAGAGAAAGAUUUCCAGAUGCCGACCCAUAUGAAGUGAUAGAGUCCUUUAAUACUGUUUCAAAGCAGACUUUUAGAAACAUCACUUUAAAUGAAUAUAGAAGAUGUGACGGGAGAGAUUUGACUUCUCUAAGAAACAUUUCUUGUGAAGUUGAUAUCUUCAAACCUCUUCAUGGAUCUGCAUUGUUUCAAAGAGGGCAGACACAGGUCCUUUGUACUGUUACAUUUGAUUCUUUGGAAUCAAGCAUAAAGACAGACCUAAUAACUACAGCAGUCAGUGGGGUUAAAGACAAAAAUUUUAUGCUGCAUUAUGAGUUUCCUCCAUAUGCAACAAAUGAGAUUGGCAAGGUGAGUGGCAUGAACAGAAGAGAAUUGGGCCAUGGUGCCCUGGCAGAAAAAUCACUAAAGCCUGUUAUCCCCAAAGAUUUCCCGUUCACGAUACGGGUCACAUCGGAAGUAUUGGAAUCGAAUGGCUCAUCUUCUAUGGCUUCUGCAUGUGGAGGGAGUCUGGCCUUAAUGGAUGCAGGUGUGCCAAUUUCAUCUGCUGUAGCUGGGGUUGCAAUUGGCCUCAUAUCAAAACCAAAUCCAGAACAUCCAUCAGAAAUUCAAGAUUACAGAUUACUCACAGAUAUUUUGGGAAUAGAAGAUUACAUUGGAGACAUGGACUUCAAAAUGGCAGGCACAAACAAAGGCAUAACUGCUUUGCAGGCAGAUGUUAAGAUUCCAGGAUUACCACUGAAAAUUGUAAUGGAAGCUAUUCAGCAAGCCACAGUUGCCAAGAAAGAGAUAUUGGGUAUAAUGAAUAAAGCAAUAGCAAAACCAAGACUGAAAAGAAAGGAAAACGGACCAGUUGUGGAAACUGUUUGUGUCCCAAUAUCAAAAAGAGCAAGGUUUGUUGGGCCAGGAGGUUAUAACCUAAGGAAACUGCAGGCUGAAACAGGUGUGACCAUCAGUCAAGUGGAUGAGGAGACGUUUUCUGUGUUUGCACCGACACCCAGCGCUAUGCACGAAGCACAAGAGUUCAUCAGUGAAGUCUGCAAAGACGACCAAGAACAACAGCUAGAAUUUGGGGCUGUAUACACAGCCACUAUUACCGAGAUAAGGGACAUUGGAGUAAUGGUCAAACUUUAUCCAAACAUGAGUGCUGUGCUGCUUCAUAAUUCUCAGCUGGACCAGAAGAGGAUUAAACACCCCAGUGCUCUUGGACUAGAGGUUGGAAAACAAAUACAGGUCAAAUACUUCGGUCGGGAUCCCACAGACGGGAGGAUGAGACUGUCUCGUAAAGUACUCCAAUCUCCGGCAGCAACCAUUGUGAAAACCCUGAGUGACAAAUAUAGUAUUGCAGUGGGAACAAGCAAUUCACAAGUUUCAAACUCUUCUUAAAUCUAGCAUCUACAGCAGUCACAGACAGUGACGAUGUGCAUAAAAAAUGUUUUUGGGGAAAAAAGCCAGAUGUUUCUAGGAAGUGGGGAAGUGUGUAUGUAUGUAUAUGUGUGUAU